ACUCGUCGCCGCCGGAGAGGCCGGUGACCUCUUGGCUGCCCCGCCUAGGAGGCUCAGAUGGCUCAGGCGAAGAUCAACGCGAAAGCCAACGAGGGGCGCUUCUGCCGCUCCUCCUCCAUGGCGGACCGCUCCAGCCGCCUGCUGGAGAGCCUGGACCAGCUGGAGCUCAGGGUGGAAGCUUUGAGAGAAGCAGCAACUGCUGUUGAGCAAGAGAAAGAAAUCCUCCUGGAAAUGAUCCACAGCAUCCAAAAUAGCCAGGACAUGAGGCAGAUCAGCGACGGAGAAAGAGAAGAAUUAAAUCUGACGGCCAACCGUUUGAUGGGACGAACCCUCACCGUUGAAGUUUCAGUAGAAACAAUUAGGAACCCCCAGCAGCAAGAAUCCCUAAAGCAUGCCACCAGGAUCAUUGAUGAGGUGGUCAGUAAGUUUCUGGAUGAUCUGGGAAAUGCCAAGAGUCACUUGAUGUCACUAUACAGUGCGUGUUCAUCCGAGGUGCCACCUGGGCCUGUUGACCAGAAGUUUCAGUCCAUAGUAAUCGGCUGUGCUCUUGAAGAUCAGAAGAAAAUUAAGAGAAGAUUAGAGACUCUGCUUAGAAAUAUUGAAAACUCUGACAAGGCCAUCAAGCUGUUAGAGCAUUCCAAAGGAGCUGGUUCCAAAACUCUGCAACAAAAUGCAGAAGGCAAAUUUAAUUAGUUUUGAAACAGAGGAGCACUCACAAAUAAUGACAUGAAAAUGAUUAAACAUUAGUUCUUUGUGUUAGGUGUAACAUUUGAUACCGAUUGUUGUUUCACAUGAGGAAAAUACUCCAGUGUCAUCAGUUUUGUGAAUAACACAAUUAAAACUAGAAAUAUUUUAAUUAUCUUUCUAGAAGUUUUUAGAUUGAAUUCUUGUCUUGUAUUAGGCUCUACCACCUAAUAUAUAUAAUAUAUAUUUUUUACUAUACUGUGGAUGAAUAUUUACUAUAUAGGAGAGAGUAACUGCCCAGCCAGGGCCAAAAGCAUUCUUGUUCUUUCCUGGGCUUUGUCUGGCAUGGAGACACUUGGGCACAUGGGGCAUUUGGUUAACUAGAAAUCCUUGACCUUAAGCAGCACGCAAACUUACCACUCAUCUACUAUUAGCUAAAUAGUGUGUUCAGAAGGACAAAAGGAAUCACAAAAUAAGAAUCUUUCCCAAUAUCAUCCUUUUCAUAAAGCACUUUUUUUGGACAUCUUUAUCAAAUUAUUUUGAAUUUCAGAUUUAUGCAUCUGAUAAUAUGAAUAUAUUUCUUGAUAUAUAUAUGAAAACAUGACAUAAAAUGUGAGAGAAUUCACAUCUAAUCUUAUCACUGUGAACAACUAUAUGUCCACUUCAUCUUUUUCCAAAUACAUCAUUUCUCUAAAUUUUUAAU
Messenger RNA from Enhydra lutris kenyoni (northern sea otter), 1387 nucleotides. RefSeq names its product BCL2 associated athanogene 2 (gene BAG2). NCBI's taxonomy places the organism in Eukaryota, Metazoa, Chordata, Mammalia, Carnivora, Mustelidae. Gene Ontology annotation, molecular function: protein-folding chaperone binding; adenyl-nucleotide exchange factor activity. The transcript is spliced from 3 exons. Bases 58 to 693 code for a protein of 211 amino acids. The record is from RefSeq and is a predicted model, not a curated record. Gene Ontology annotation, biological process: protein stabilization.